Pyricularia grisea is the source of this 2775-nucleotide messenger RNA. RefSeq lists its product as uncharacterized. Gene Ontology annotation, biological process: transmembrane transport. Gene Ontology annotation, molecular function: ATP transmembrane transporter activity; calcium ion binding. The record is from RefSeq and is a predicted model, not a curated record. The transcript is spliced from 5 exons. Bases 352 to 2382 code for a protein of 676 amino acids. NCBI's taxonomy places the organism in Eukaryota, Fungi, Ascomycota, Sordariomycetes, Magnaporthales, Pyriculariaceae.
AAAAUCAGAAGGUGUGCGGACUGUUAUCUCUUAAUAUCUAAAUUGGCAAACAGACCCUCGGAAGUUUGCGCCAUCCGUCCAGCCCUUGGGACAACACAUGGCUGCGAAAGCGCAAAGACAAGCACCGAACAAGCCAAGCUCGAUAAGCAGCAGUAUCAGGGGGAUAAGGAGUAGCUCUAAUCAACAAGCCCAGUUUCGAUCAGACGAUGCAUGCGAUAUAACAGUGUCCUGCGGGAAGCAACGAGACCAAGCCCAAAAAAAAGACAAACAUUAUAACCCGCAGUAAUCCGACAUUGGGCGAUAUUUCCCGCAAACUGAACCGCCUUCCCGACCUGCAAUGACUAGCCGAACAUGAAGAUCACAGAUGUGGUCUCGGAGCUGGAGGCCAGCAUGGCCGAGUCACAGAACGCGCGCGACAAGCGCAUGGAGGAGCUCUGGCGCGAACUGGACCCCAAGGGUGCCGGCGAGCUUGACCUGAAGGAGCUCAAGAGGGGAUUAAGGAGAAUAGACCAUCCUAUGAAGAAUGCAGAAAACAUGCUGGGAGAUGUGUUCAAGGCUGUUGACACCAGCGGGGACGGCAAGAUCCAAUAUGAAGAGUUUCGCACAUUUGUCGAGACGGCCGAGAGGCAACUUUUUGCCCUUUUCCGAUCCAUCGAUAGGGACAACAACGGAAGGCUAGACAAGGAAGAGCUGCAGGCCGCUUUCAAAAAAUGUGGCCUGACCGUCUCAUCUAAACGGCUGACGGGCUUCUUCAACGAGAUCGACAUGAACCGGGACGGAUAUAUCACUUUUGAGGAAUGGCGUGACUUCCUCCUAUUCAUGCCGGUACACGACGGUGAUGGUGGUGCUGCUCUGGCGACGGCACUGUCAUUUUACUCUCAAAUCGUCACUAUAAAUGCCGAAGGUGAUUCGCUGGUGAGCGAAGAUACCCUCGAGGGCUUAGGUACGACCAGCUUCCUUCUACACGCUCUCUUCGGUUCUAUCAUUAGGCUUGCCCAACCAUCACCGUCGCUGUCUGGUAAGACAUCUGGACCUUCUCGAAAGUCUCUACAAAAACCCGACGCGAAUGUGGCCUCACAAAUACCCAACGAAUCCGGACAAGGCAACUCUCCUGUUGAGAGACCCAUGUCCCCAAACCCAGCCUCGAAAUCUUCACAGCCGCCGGCUUUGGCUGCAGCAACCACGGCACCCACUGUGGCACUAGCAGAAAGGGGGGUGGCCGCCACAGAUGAACCCUUGCCAAGGCCAGCUUCUCGAGCACACAGCAAAGCAGCCCUUGGCUUGGCCACACAGCACACCGGCGAAGGUUCCAGCUCUGUUAUAAGUCCAGCGACGCUUGAGGAGGGAGAAGACUACGCGUUGUCGGCACCGAAGCAAGUAGAGAAGAAAACAAAGCCCUCCAAGCUGACUGAAUACCUACCUGAACCAGGCUACUUCCUUGCCGGUGCCAUCGCGGGUGGUGUAUCACGUACAGCAACUGCCCCUCUCGACCGAUUAAAAGUAUACCUCCUUGUCAACACAAAAGCCAGAACCAGUGCCGAGGCAGCUGUAGCGGCCGCUGCCAAGGGACAGCCCCUGAAGGCUGUCAAGAAUGCAGGCCAUCCGAUCGCUGCUGCCAUUACCAGCUUAUAUAGAUCAGGUGGCCUGCGUACGUUUUUUGCUGGAAACGGAUUAAAUGUCAUAAAAAUCAUGCCGGAGACGGCCAUAAAAUUUGGCUCGUAUGAGUUCGCCAAACGCACCCUCGCAACUCUCGAGGGUCACAGCGACCCUACUCACAUAAACCCUUACUCCAAGUUUGUUGCUGGUGGAGUGGCGGGCAUGGUUGCCCAGUUCUGCGUCUACCCAUUAGACACACUUAAAUUCCGGCUGCAGUGUGAGACCGUACAGGGCGGACCAACGGGCAACGCACUCUUGGUGCAGACGGCAAAGCGUAUGUAUGCGACGGGCGGGGUCGCAGCGGCCUAUCGCGGCGUGACCAUGGGUCUGGUGGGAAUGUUCCCGUACAGCGCCAUCGACAUGGGGACAUUCGAGCUCCUGAAGACGACGUACCGAAGGUACAAGGCACGGACGUGCGGGAUACACGAGGAUGACGCGGAGCCGGGAAACAUAGCCAUGGGAAUGAUGGGUGCAACAUCAGGAGCGAUCGGGGCGACGAUAGUGUAUCCACUCAAUGUGCUCCGGACUCGGCUACAGACGCAGGGUACAAAGAUGCACCCACCGACUUAUACGGGUAUCUGGGACGUGACGACGCGUACGGUGCGGAACGAGGGCGUGAGGGGCCUGUACAAAGGCCUGACGCCGAAUCUACUCAAGGUGGCGCCGGCCUUGAGCAUCACAUGGAUCGUGUACGAGAACUCGAAGAAGUUCCUCAAUCUACAGUGAGGGAAUCGAUCGGCGGAUGGAUUGAUGAAUGGCAAGAUGCCGAUGGCAAAGCAUUCUCUACAUUUCAUCUUUAUAAAUCCCCGCCGCCUAUACUAAAAGGGAUUUUAGUGCCGCAUAGCGGAGGCGUUAUUUGUUAAUUUUUUUCACUUAUUUUUUGAAACUUUUCUAUUCACACCUUGUUCCACCCCGGGUUUCCCCUUAGUUAUACGGCUACUUUGACCUAUCACAAAGAGUGAAGGACAGGUGCUGGUAUAGAUACAUGGCAUCUCUUAUUGCUCGUACUCGUAUUCCUUUUGUUCCCUUUCGAGGUGAUGGGCGGGAGAAAAAGGAAGUCACAGGGGUAGAACAUGGGGCUUUGGGAUGUCUAAAGUUGGGUGGAUAACUAACAGCGAU